Messenger RNA from Vigna umbellata (rice bean), 2469 nucleotides. NCBI's taxonomy places the organism in Eukaryota, Viridiplantae, Streptophyta, Magnoliopsida, Fabales, Fabaceae. The record is from RefSeq and is a predicted model, not a curated record.
CUGCACGCGAGAUAGCACUUUCGCUGCUUUCUUUUGUUCUUCUAUUUGAUUUUAUUGGGAAACAGAUGUAGUAGAAUCUCUUACUUCCUUUUCACUUUCCCCUUUCAAAUCAAAAAGUCAACCUCCAUGCUUCUCUCGGAUUCUUGUUCAUGUUGCUUCCACUCACUGGUUUCUAAACACUCUUUUCCCUGCCUUUUUACUUUCUUUGCUUUUUCUCCCUGCUUUUCAUCACGAAAAUUAUAUUUAAUUUAAUUCGCCUUGUUUUUGUUUGUUUGUGGUGGUUUUUCUCAUCUUCAUUCAUUUCUGCUAUAGUUUUUGCUACUCUUUGGGAGGACAGAAGUGGUGAACUAUGAUUACUCAGUGUCCUCUGAUCUGGGUGUUUUUAUGAUUCAACUAUCAUACCAUUACAAGUUCUUGAGUUUUAUUAGUCGUGUGGGUAAAUUCUGGAUUUUUGAAAUAAUUCUUUUGGAUUUCUAAUCUAUUUGGACCAACAGAUAAACUAUUUUCCAUUUGUAUCUUGUCAAAGGACUGUUUUAUCAUUCUUAAUAGUCUUCUCAUGGUUUCACAGUAUAACUGCAUUUCAUGUGAAGCUAUUCUGCAAUUUCCUUUUUUUCUUCUUAAGCUUUAAAUUCUAUUGACCCUGUGCGAUUUUUUUUUUACAGCUUGUAAACCUUCACAGGGCAACAACUGAUGUAAGGCGAGAUAUUGCCUUUUGCAUAAAAGGACUCUGCAACCAACAUGGACCACCUGAGCUGAUAUCUGGAUUCUUUAUUUAAAUUGCUGUCUAUGCAGUAUGAGGUUUUGUAAUCUCAGAACCUUUUUCAUUAUUGGAAUUGAAGAUUAAGGAAAUGGACAAGGUUUGUGAGUUCUGCACGGCCCUGAGGCCACUUGUUUACUGUAAAGCUGAUUCGGCAUAUCUUUGUCUAUCCUGUGAUGCGAAGGUGCAUUUGGCAAAUGCUUUGUCCGGCCGGCACCUCCGGAACCUUGUGUGUAACUCAUGUGGACAUCAUGUUGCUUAUGUUGUAUGUUUGAACCACAAAAUGUUAAUCUGUCGAGACUGUGAUAAAAAAUUGCACAAUGUUUCUUUAUCACACCAGAAACGAGCUAUCAGGAGUUUCAUAGGUUGCCCUUCUGCUAAAGACUUUGCAGCACUCUGGGGGUUUGAAUUGAAUGAGAUUGAAAACUGUGCCAGUCAGGAUCAGUUUGAUUCAGUUUCCUGUGUUUCUGCGGAAUUGAAUGUAGCACAAGUCUCAGGAAAGCCUGAUAUUCAAAAUGAGGUCCCUUCACUGCUAGCUGGGGCCAAACUUGAUGAGGAAUCGACCGGUCAACAAGGUCAGAUAUUGCACAAUCAUCAAGAGCGUCAAACUAUUGUGCAGCAGAUUAUUGAUCUAAAAUGGCUCCAACAAAAUGAGGAGAUUGAUUAUUCUGCGAAGAUCAGUAGGCUAAAAGAAAAAAAAUCAUCACCUUCAUUAUAUCACACUCUUAAGAAAUUGGACGAAAAAUUCAAUGGUCAAGCAAAAAAUUCCCAGGAUUUGGCUACUGAUGUUCUGGAAAAAGACUGUCCUAUUGUGGAGCCGAGUACAGAAACUUUGCCUUCAACUUUUUCUCAACUUGAUAAUUUAUCUUCAUCUUCAAUUAUCGAUCUUCCCUUGCAUGGAGAAUUGUUCUGGACGUGCAGAAGUCCACUUCGAAGUAAUCAGCUGUGGUCCCAAAAUAUUCAAGACCUCGGUAUAUGUGAAGAACUUGUUCGUCUAGAUGAUUUUAACAUCCCUGAUGUUGACUUAACUUUCCAAAACUUCGAUGAAUUAUUUGGAGGAGAUCAGGAUCCAAUUAGAAUAUUGUUUGAUGAUCAAGAUGUCUCCUGCUCUUCUUUAGAGAAGGAUAAGUCAAUCGACAAGUCAGAUAUUGACAAUCUAAGUGCAAUGGAGGAUUCUUCGGCUUCUGCAUCCAUUAAUCUCUCCCAAUCUGAUCAUGAGAACAAGGAUAUGAACCCUCUCGGCCAGUACUGUCCAGAAAGCAUGGAUCCUACUCAUGCAACUCAACCAUUUGAUUCAGCUAUACCCUUAUCUGUUUUGGGAAUCAGUCUGGAAAGCAGUUUCACACAUGAGGACGGUAUCCUUUCUCCCUACAGUGAAGGGAAGGCUUAUUCAGGCAUGAGAAGCAAUUUCGACUUCUAUCCAGGAAACCUGGAGCUAAUGUAAGAAAGAGAGUGAAAGGCAUUCCUAUGACAGAAAUCAUUUGACUUUUGCAUAUUCAUGCUGUAGAUAUCUCUCUCUCUUCCAGAUUGUUCCUAAUCAUGAAGCAUUUGUUCACUUGAUAAAUUGAUUCACUCACAUUUUUUCUGUUGAUAAUAUAUUGUAAAAGUAUAGCAUCAUAAUAUGUACUGCUUAUUCAGAAAUAUAUAGUUAAUCUGUGUAUGUAAAUACGAACAAAUUCUUCUCAAAUUUGAGUUUUCUUCCUCUUAGAAGU